GAUGUUUCCUGAUAAAAAGGGAAGUUAUUAUUUAACCCUCUCUUGAGAAUCUGUUGCAUCAGUUAACAUGAAAUGUCUCUUUCUAAACGAUCAGCAUAAAUAAAAAACACUGCAAUUACAGUUGCAGUUGAUUGUUAUGCCUAUUCCCUUGAUUUAGUAUUAUUCAUUCAGACAUUCAAAUAUCAAUAUCCAGCAUCACACCUUCACAGGUAGCACUAAUAAAAGCCUUCAUUUGAAUGUCUUUUCUGGAGGCACUGAAGGAGAGUUCCUGGGUGUGUGUUUUUAGAGACGAUGAUACUUUAGCACACUAGUUUGUAGGAUUCGCACGACUAACCUGAACUUUCGUUGUUCUUGUAGUUGAUAAUCUAAUAGGCUUCCCCCAUAAAUCUGCCUGUUGACAUUUGUGAUAUCAGAUGUGAUUAAUGCUUCACUGCUCUUUAAUGAAGCACUCGCUGUACAUCUCCAGCGUUCUUGACAGUAAAGGCAUUGGCAUCGAUAACACAGCGAACACCAAUGGGACUGUGUAACUCUCAUCCGAAGCUGUACCCCGGAGAUAUUCUUGAGUUUCCUGGCAACAGUUACUUUUCUCAUUUUGGCAUUUACUAUGGAGAAAGAGACGGCGUUCCUUAUGUGGCCCAUCUGACCAUCAGAGAUUCAGACACCAAACUCCUCCUUUUCGGCCGAGCUAUAAACGCCGCCGUAAAGCUAGACCCGCUUGACGUAGUCGGGAAAAAAUACAAGUUAAGAAACUACCUGGAUGACAAGCAUCCACCACGAGAUUUCUACGUUCUCAUCAAGCCGGAGAUCGAUGAAAUCAUGACGAAACCCAUCACCUUUGACAUCCUGUUCAACAACAGCGAACAUCAGGCCACAAUGUUACGAUACGGGGUUAAAAAGUCCGAGCAGAUUGAAAAAGUCUAUUCCAAGAUAGUUCCCACCUGGAAAGAUUUAUUUGAGAAGAAAAAGAUUUGAGAGCCACAUCUUCUGCAUGAAGACGCAAGACUUCAAGAUCAUACAAAAACGAUUUCUUUCUUAAAUAAUUCCUAUUGAAAAGAUCAUGUGUCAAAUAUACAUGCAUAACUUUUUGUACAACGUUAUUUGAUGUUAAAUGCAAUCAAAACAUACAUAAUCUUUAUUUUUGUGAAUGCAUUUGGUAUCUGAAUAUUGGAUAUUUUCAGUAUGUCUAUGUGUCCAGAAGGAGGCGACAAAGAGUUAAAGUUUGCAUUGGAUUUAGAAUAAAGAAGGAUACGAUAGUCAACCAAUUUAUCUACAUUAGAAAAAUCUUCCACAAAACAAAAAAAAUUACUUUUAUUUUUUUUAAGUUUUAUAGUU
Sinocyclocheilus grahami is the source of this 1332-nucleotide messenger RNA. It is a transcript of the gene plaat1l, whose product is annotated as phospholipase A and acyltransferase 1-like. NCBI's taxonomy places the organism in Eukaryota, Metazoa, Chordata, Actinopteri, Cypriniformes, Cyprinidae. The transcript has 4 exons. Gene Ontology annotation, cellular component: cytoplasm. Gene Ontology annotation, molecular function: glycerophospholipid phospholipase A1 activity; A2-type glycerophospholipase activity. The coding region runs from base 514 to 972 and encodes 152 amino acids. Gene Ontology annotation, biological process: N-acylphosphatidylethanolamine metabolic process. The record is from RefSeq and is a predicted model, not a curated record.